This is a messenger RNA of Dictyostelium purpureum, 6299 nucleotides long. RefSeq lists its product as uncharacterized. The record is from RefSeq and is a predicted model, not a curated record. Gene Ontology annotation, molecular function: transcription coactivator activity. Bases 93 to 6299 code for a protein of 2068 amino acids. The transcript has 7 exons. Lineage: Eukaryota; Evosea; Eumycetozoa; Dictyosteliales; Dictyosteliaceae.
AUAAAUACGAUAGAAGCAAUUUCAUUUUUUUUUCUAUUAUUUAAAUAUCGUAUUAUAUAUAUUUUGGUUCUUUGUAAAUAUUUUAAAAAAAAAUGUCGUUGCCAUCACCAUCAGAUAUCAUUGCAAACACAACUACGAACACAACAACGACCUCUACUCCAUCUACAUCAUCUACAUCACCUUCAACAUCCAAUACAAAUAAUGAUAGUGGACUAUUAAGUACUGCAGAUUUAACAUCAAGUAGAACACCAACAAAUUUUAAACAAAAAGCACAAAGAAAUGUUACAGAUUCAUUUUCAACAUUUUUACACUUCUUUAAUGGAGAACUAUUAAGUGUUGGAGAUAUGGAAUUAGAGUUUAGAAAAAUUGAAGAUAAACUAAAGAUAAACUUGGAUGAUUACUUGGGACCAAAUAACGCAUCAAAAGAACAAAUUUCUUCAGGGAAAUUUAAAAUUAAGGGUGAAGAAUAUGUUAUUACAAAAGAAAUUCAAAAUUUUACAUUGGAAUUAAGUUCACUUUUAAACCUAAACGAAUUAUCAACAUUUAUCUUAAUUAUUAAAUAUAUUGAAAAUAUCAAACCAUUAGAAUUUGACAAAUCAGAAUUGGUUGACUUAUUCGAUUAUUAUUAUACAGAAAGAGGUUCAUUAUUACAAAUCUUGGGAGAAAUUGUUACUAAGGUAUUCGCAAAUUCAGAAUAUAGUACAUUUUUAACAGAUUUUAUUAGACAAAACAGUGAUACUAUCGAAACAAGUUUACUAUCACAUUUAAUACCACUUUAUAAUUUUUCAAUACCUUUAAAUUUAAAAGAGUUACAACAAUUUUAUUGUUUAAAAACUAUUAAAGAACAGUUAUCAAUUGUCGAAACAUUAUUUUUAUAUAAUUAUUUUAAAAUGAAGUACGAAGAGAACAAUAAUACAAUUAGAACCAAACAUUUAUUAACAAUUUUAAAAAAGAUAAAUGAACUUCAAAUUGGCGUACACUCUGAUCAAUUAAUUUAUAUACUAAACUCAACAUUCUCCUCUAAGAAUAGCGAACCCAUCCAAUUAUUAAAAAGAAUUGAAUAUGUUUCAGUUAUGUUGGUAUUUUGUAAUAAUAAAUUUAAAUAUAGCCAGGAGUCAUUACAACAAAGCGAACAAGAAAUACUCAAUACCCUCAAAUCAUUAUCACAAUCAAUUCAUUUCAAUUCACCUUUAGCAACAUGUUUAUUAUUUACAAUUAUCAAUUUAUUCCUAUCAUCAAUAACCCACAAUUUUGAACAAAUUAAUAGAUCACUCCAACCAUUAUUCCAAAAAGCACAAAUAUUUGAUCCAGUCGAAUAUCUUUCAAAUUGUUUAUUAACAGGUUUUAAUGAUAGUGCUUAUUUGGCAGGUUAUUGUGAUUGUAUAAAUAUAUUUUUAAAUAGACUCUGUGAAUUGUCAAAUCUUUCAGAUAUGGACAGUGAACGUUGUAAUGGAAUCAUUGAUAUUUAUUGUUUAACUCUAGAAAAAGGUGGAAAAGGCUUAUUAGAAACCUUUUGGGCCAAUAGAGGUAAUGAUCCAAUAUAUCAAUUUUGUAAAACUGAAGAAAGUUUAUCUCGAGAUUCAUCAAAAAUUAUUUCAAUUCUUAAAUCAGUGAUUGUUGACGAAAGAUCAUCAGGAUUAGUAUUUAGCGAAUUAUCAGAAAUUAGAAUUUUCGGGAACAGAGUUGUCAUUAGCAGAAACGAUUUUGAUAGAAUGAAAAAUUGGAUGGAGGGUGAAAAUUGGGAAAAUAAUAGAGUUGCAGUUAGUAUAAAAAGAGCAUUCCAAGCACCAAUUAAAUUAUAUAAAGAACAAAACAAAUCAUUUAUUAUGAAAGGUGAUGGAACUGUUGAAGUUUUCGAUUCUCUUCACGAUUCAAUCUUAGAUUUAAUUGCAGAUUCAAGCUAUACUCAAGCUCAAUAUAUACAACAACAAACCAUGUACUUUGAUCAAGAAUCUUUUAAAGCCUAUAUUGUUGUUUUGGACUUGAUAUCCAAAUUCGUUAAAUUUUCUCCAAAUAUUUCAACAUAUUUCUGGAAGAUAUUCCAAGAAAACCAAAUUUUACAAAGUAUCAUUCAAGUCUAUAGUAGAUCAUGUAAUCAACAAAACUACAAUGCAUCAUUGUCACAAUCCACCAGUCUUUCAAAUUCAUACGGUUUAAAUCGUAGUAUUAAUAGAGAUGUCAUUGUGGUCGCUAAUAGCAGCAUGUUAUUCACCGAUGUUUUGAAAUCAAUAUUGUCGUUGUUCACAGCCUUCUCUCAAAAUACACCAAUUCCAAUCUUAAAUCUAUUGGUUGAAAAAGGUAUUUGGUCAAGCAACCCCGCUGAUAUGGUAUCAUUAUUCAAAAAAGGCUCAUUCACAUACUUGUACGAAGAAGAAAAAAGAACUUCCUCCACUAUCAAAGCAUCAUCUAGUGCUCCUUCAGCUACCUCAUCACAACCAUCAUCGUUUGCCUUAACUAAAUCAAUAGUAAGGUUAUUUAAUACUUUUAUCAAUCAACUCAAUGGUUUAGAAGAUGUACUUGAUAGACAACUAUAUUUACUGUAUCUAGAAUCAUUUAUCACAUUCCACCUUCAAGUGAUCUCCGAUUACUUUAUACUUAGCGGUAAUAAUAAUCAUUUGGAAGCAUGGGAAAUGAUUGGUGAGAUCUUUUUAGCUUUAGAAAAAAUAUUGUAUAGAUCACAAUGCCACAAUUCAAUAUUAAAGCCAUUGGCAUUCAAAAUUAUUAAUAGCUUUUCAAGUGGAAAUCUUCAAUGCGUCCUUAAAACUCUUUUAGAAAUCGAAACUCUUCAAAUCACAAACAAAGGUGACCGUACAGCUUCCAUCGAUAGCAUUUUAUAUUCAUCACUCAGUUUUUCAAAAGCAAUCCUCUCAACUAUUUAUUUAUCUUUCCUCUUUGAUAAAAAGAAAUAUGAUCAAGAUGAUAUGAAUGAAGAGGUUGCAUAUAAAUCUCAACACUUGGAGAGAAAUAGCUUGGGUUUAACUAAACAAUUCUUGGAUACAUUCUUUAUUAUCAAACAGUCUGAAGUUGGUUAUGCCGAUGUAGAUGGCAGUGGAAAAGGUAGAGCCGAUUUAAACAAUCUCUUUAUCAUUAUUUUCAACUACAUUAACAGUAUGCCCGAUAAUGAAGAAAUUCAAAUAUUAUCUUGCGAAAUUUUAUCCAGUAUCGUUAGAAUCCUCAGAGUCUUAGAAUCUACCUUUUCUAUAUCAACUCUUUUCUCUACUGACGAGCAAUUCUCUUUGAUGAUCGAAAAUUUUACAAAACAAUUUAUUAUUAGCAACAACGAAUCAAUUGAUGUUUGGUCACCACGUUUAAAAACCUAUACCCUCAGAUUAUUAUUGGAAUCAUCAACAUCACAAGUUACAUUUAUCAAUAGAAUUUUAUCAGCCACACCCACUAGCCAAAAAGAUCAACCAACCUCCCCAGAAUCAAAGAAAUCAUUCAUCACCCAACUUUUAUUAAAUAACAAAUCAACCAUUAAAGAAAACAAUGAGUUAUCUUUAAGUCUAUUACAAUUUAUAAAUAAUAUUUAUUUGAACUCAGUUUACUAUGACUCAUUUAUCGACUUUAAAUUAAACAAUAAUCAAGAGUUUUGGUCUUUACUAUUAGAAAUUCAAAAAGGAUUUAACCAAGAUAACGCUCAAUUAUCUAUUGAACAAAUUGUUUACAGGACACUUAAAAUCUCUUGUAGCAUUGAAAUCCUUUCGUUAUCAGUAUUACUCUCUACAAACCAUAGUAAUAAUUUGGUAUCAUCUGCUAUCACUAUGACUAAAUGGCACGAAAUGUAUAGGAAUGGUAAAGAAUUGGAAAAGAUGAUCAAUGGCUUCUUUGAUUAUGUCGAUAUAGAAAAAGUAAGCCCACCAGAAAAAAUUAGAGAUCAUUGGACAACUCACCAUUUACCACCACCUGAAAAACUCCAAAAGUUUGUUGAAAAUGGCCUUUUCCCAAAUACAAAUAAUAGUACACCAUUAGUAGAGUUGUUCAAUAUCGAUAAUAUUGUAGAUAGUUAUAAUUUCGAUAUGUCACAACCAGCACAAGCCCAAUAUAUAUCAUUGUUAAACAACCACAACCGUUUCCAAUUACUUUCAACUUCUUGUCUUUGUUUGAGCCGUUCUUUUUCAAAAUUCUUUAGAGUAGUUCUUCAAAAGGAACCACAAUACUUUAUUGAAUGCGAAACUGACGAAAAAGCAUCGAAUAGUCUUUUACCAUUACUUAAUAUAUUGGUAGAUAAAGCUAUGGGUAUGACCGGUAAUGCCAUUCAAACAUUGGUCACUAGAAAUGAUCUAUUAACGUUCCUUGCCGAAUCAAUUCUAACAGUAUCUCAUCAAUGGUGCAAGUAUAGUCCAGAGAAAUUGGUUAACACAGAUGUACUUAGAAAACUCUCUGUUUUAUUGUCACAAACCUCAAUCGAUUCUUUAGAUCCAACUAUUUGCUAUUUGGUUUUAUCAUCUAUCUUGGUAUUGGUUGAAAACAGUCCACAACAAUCUAUUCAAAUCAAUGUAUUUAAUGAAUUAAUAAAUAUUUUAUCAAGCUUUAUUGGUAAUCCCAAAUCAAGAACCGUUCCAAAUAAUGGUAAUGGUGCUUCAGGUGUUGAUCCUAAUGGUGAUAACAAUGGUAUUAAUGGUGACAUCCUUGGAAAUAGCAAAAUUGAUUCAGAUUCAAAACAUACAAAUAAAAAACCAUUACCAUCCAUUUGCAACCUUUCCAUCACUAUUUUACAAGUACUUAUUGAUCGUUUGGAUGAAAACUCGUUAAUUGCCGCUUUUCCAAACCAUCUCUUAGAAAACCUUUGCAACCUUUUAGAAAGUUCAUUAAACUUAUCAAACAAUAACCAACAACAAGUGGAUUAUAGAAUUUCAACCGCUAUCCUCAAUCUAUUAAUUGGAUUAUGCAAACAGCCAUUGAUUGCUGAAUCAAUACUCGAACAUAGAUUCAUUUGGUUACUGUGCAGCAACUCAUUAAAAUUUUUAGAAAACUCUAAAGAUCCCUACUUACAACAAUUUGAAGACUCUGGAUUAACAUAUCAGCCAUCACAAUAUCAAAACUAUGGAUCAUCAUCAACAUACAAACAACUCCUUUCGAAUCAAUUUGAUCAAAAAAAGAAUAAAUGGCACAAAGUAUGGACCUUAGUAGUUAAAUUUAUGAUUAAUAUUUCCAAACCUUUAGACAGAAGCGAAAGAUUUAUAGAGCAAUUAUCAAACUUUAUAUUUUCACACAAAGAAAGAUUAUUCUAUUAUUUUGAUGAUUUAUCUCGUUCUAACCAAUUUGGUCAAACUCAACAACCACAAUUCUACAGUAAGCUCUGGUUUGAGCAAAUCGAAUACACCACCACAUUGUUUUCAAUUUUUUCGAAAUACACCAAACGUUAUUACCUUCAAAUGGGUAUCUUUAAACAAUUCCUCAGCAUCUCAUAUCGCUUAAUGGUAUCGAUUUCAAAUCAAUGCUCAGAGUUAUCCUUCAUUGAAAAUAACUUUAGACCAAAGACAAAGAACGAAAAGCAUAUCAAUAGUAUUCAAAUUAAAGAAUUUUUAGAACAACAACAGCAAUACGAACAACAAUAUCAAUCUUCACAACAACAGCAACAAUCCACAGGCAGUCAAUCACUUGGUAGUCCAUACAAAUUAUCUACAUCAGCCUCCCAAAAACAAAAAUUACAACAGCAACAACAUCAGCAAAACUACAGCAACAGUAUUUUCAAAUUUAUUAUAGAAUCACUUUACAUCAAUAUUUUGAAUAACUGUUUCACAAUUUUAUUAAAUGUUAAUGAAUAUGUAGAUAAAUCUGAAUUUAUACCACAAUUAACCUUUUAUCCUGAUGUUGCUUCAUUUGGUACAUUUGGACAUAUUUCAAACUAUAUAUUAACAAAAUAUAAUCAAUUUAAUUUAAUUUAUAAAUUAAAUAUCAAUAAUAAUAAUUUAAAUAAUAUCAAUAAUAAUAGUUUAAAUAAUUUAAAUAAUAUAAAUGAUCAAAGCAUUUCAAUUAAUAACAUUGUGGAUUUAAAUAUUUUCAAAGCCAAAGUUAGACAAACUGCUGAAAAAGAUGCAUUACUUUAUAUUUUAUAUUUUAAACAAUUAUUACCAUCAUCAACUUCACAGCAAGAACAAACAAAAGAAUCUCAAAUUACAAGUGCAAUUUCAUCUUUAUUAAACCAAUUUUCAUUAAAAUCAUUGACCCCAAGCAAAUCAUCAUCAACAACUCCAAUAAAAUCAAAAAUCAACAACUAUGAUGAUGGUUCAACAAAUUUAAAUGAAGAGUAUGAUGAUUUUUUCAAUUUCCUCCAAGUUUUAUUAAACAGCAAAUAA